This is a messenger RNA of Penicillium daleae, 2490 nucleotides long. Its product is annotated as cysteine--tRNA ligase. The record is from RefSeq and is a predicted model, not a curated record. Gene Ontology annotation, biological process: cysteinyl-tRNA aminoacylation. The transcript has 3 exons. Gene Ontology annotation, cellular component: cytoplasm. Gene Ontology annotation, molecular function: ATP binding; cysteine-tRNA ligase activity. NCBI's taxonomy places the organism in Eukaryota, Fungi, Ascomycota, Eurotiomycetes, Eurotiales, Aspergillaceae. Bases 1 to 2490 code for a protein of 829 amino acids.
AUGACUCGAUGGACUGACUCUUUUGCCUUGCCCCUCUUGUUUGGUCCGCUCUCUCUUUAUGCCCCUCCUUCUCUCUCGCUCUUUCUUCCUGCCCAAGUCGCGGUUUCUGUUUUCCUCCAUUUCAGUCGUCUCCGUCAGGCCCAUGUCCUCUCGUCAACAGCCGCCAUGGCGGCAGCCUCCUCAGCGGCGGGAGUAGAGCUCCCGUCGUUGCAGAUUUGGAACUCGCUCACCAAGUCAAAGACGCCCUUUGUUCCGAUUGACCCAGCUGGAAAGAAGGUCUCUUGGUACGCGUGCGGACCGACAGUCUACGACGAUUCGCAUUUGGGCCAUGCCCGAAACUAUGUCAGCACCGAUAUCAUUCGGCGCAUCAUGCGCGACUACUUCAAGUUUGAUGUCAACUUUGUUAUGAACAUUACAGACGUCGAUGACAAGAUCAUUCUUCGUGCCAGACAACAGUACCUUUUCAACGAAUACGUCGCCGUAAACCUGACAAUUACCCCAGAGGUCUUGGACACGGUCAAGAAAGCAUAUGCCGCAUACCUGAAGAAGAACUUGUCCUUGCUCGAUCCCGAACUACCCGCCGCACAAUACCAGAAGGAGGUCGAGAAGGCAUAUGCGACGGUCCUGAGUGGUGGUGCUCUGCCGGGCAAUGAGAAGGCCGGUGAUGAUGAGGCUAAGGUCAAGAUGCACAUCAAGACUGUGGCUUCCGCUGCAGCAGUUCUGAGCAAGGCAGAGGGCAGCACUGCUGGCGACCCAGCAUUAUUUGCAGAAUCCUUCUACACCAACGCGCAGGAUGUUCUGCUGCCCUAUUUGGACUCUCUGAAAGGCUCUUCAAUUGACGCCGAUGACCACAGCAUCUUCACAAAGUUGACAAAAAAGUACGAAGACCGAUUCAUGAAGGAUAUGCGAGAUCUGAAUGUCCUCGAUCCGGAUGAGCUCACUCGCGUGACGGAGUAUGGUGCUGAAAUUGCCGAUUUCGUCGAGCGCAUUGUCAAGAACAAGUAUGGUUACGUCACUGAAGAUGGUUCUGUCUACUUUGAUAUCAGUGCCUUUGAGGCUGCCGGCCAUCCGUAUGCUCGCCUGGAGCCCUGGAGUCGUUCUGAUAAUAAGCUGGCUGCCGAGGGCGAGGGCUCUUUGAUUACAAAGACUACGGAGAAGCGGAGUGCUUCUGACUUCGCGCUCUGGAAGUCUUCCAAGCCCGGAGAGCCGAGCUGGUCCAGCGCUUGGGGCAAGGGUCGUCCUGGAUGGCACAUUGAGUGCUCAGCCAUGGCCUCGGCCCGCCUGGGUAAGCAGAUGGAUAUCCAUUCGGGGAGUGAGGCAUACUGGGAUGAUGGCCACCAGCAUGAGCAGUGGGUCAACUACUUCUUGCACAUGGGCCACCUGUCCAUCCAAGGCUCCAAGAUGUCCAAGUCGCUGAAGAACUUCACUACGAUCCGGGAAGCCCUCGACCGGAAAGAUUGGACGCCCCGGAGUCUGCGCAUUGUCUUCCUUCUCGGUGGCUGGAAGGAGGGUUGUGAGAUCACCGAUGAGCUGGUUAGCUCUGGUAACGCUUGGGAAGACAAGGUGAACAACUUCUUCCUUAAGAUGAAGGAUGCGGCUGCUCUUCAGGGCUCAGCUACCGAUACUACCUUUGGCGCUGAUUUGGAUGCCGCCAAGGCUGCCGUGCACAAGCACCUCUGCGACUCUUUCAACACACCCGGUGUCAUGCAAACCAUCUCUGAGCUCAUUACCAAGUACAACAGCGCUGACAAGGCUAUCCUGAACCCCAAGGACGUCGAGGCUGCUGCCCGCUGGGUGACCUCGCUCGUCAACAUGCUUGGCUUGAAUGGGGCUACACCUGCCGACAGCACUGAGAUCGGAUGGUCAGGCAUCGACGUUCCCGAGGAAGCCAAGCCAUUCCUCUACCCACUUUCUUCCAUGCGGGAUACUCUCCGUCAAGCGGCUCGCUCCAAGCAGGGCAUCUCACCGCAGCAAAUCGAAGAGGCUGUUAAGGAAACUUUGCCAUCCGAGGUUAUCGAGUCAGCGAAGCCCUACGCCGAGGUUUUGUCCAACUUCCGAAGCAAGGUCUCCUCUCUCAAGUCAUCCGACUCGGCCGGCAAGGACAUUCUCGCCCUUUGCGAUCGCGUCCGGGAUAUUGACCUGUUCGACCUGGGUAUCUACCUCGAGGAUCGGGACAACCUCCCUGCACUUGUCCGUCCCGUCACACGGGACAUGAUCCAAGCUCGGGAGGAGAAGGAAGCUCGUGCCAAACAGAAGCUUCUAGAGAAGCAGAAGCGCGAACAGGAAGCUCUGAAGCAGUUGGAGAAGGGCAAGCUGAGCCACCUUGAGAUGUUCCGAACCAACGAGUAUAGCGCCUGGGACGACGAAGGUCUACCCACACGUGAUGCUGCUGGCGAGGAACUCACCAAGAGCCGCACGAAGAAGCUCCGUAAGGACUGGGAGCGCCAGAAGAAGGCGCAUGAGGCGUGGCUGGCUAGCCAAGCCAAAUAG